CCCAAACGGACGGUGGGGGGCGGAGGAGUUUUGGGGUCUCAGCUCGCAGUGAGCACGGAGACGCCACUGCGCGCACAGCGCCGAGGAACACGCGCUGCGGCGACACCAACAACAACAACCGCCAUUCGCCGCUAAGUGGCGGUGACGUCACUACGACGCUUGUGCCAGGCUAUGUGCACCUUGAGGCCACCGCAUCAUCAGCGACAUCAUCAUCAGCUGCAGCGUCACUGCGUGCCAUCAAUCAUCUGCCUGCAAUUAAUCAUCUCUAGCCGCAGGGUCGUUCUCAGCACCUGCACAUUCUUCAGAUUGAACACCAUAAUUAUCAUCAUCACCAUCGAGAGGGGGGGAAGGGGCUUCAGCAUUUCUAUAAAUCAUCUUCACCACCAUUGUCGCCAUCGUCGUCGGGGAUGGGAAGGCAGCAGGGGCGCGCGCGCGGCCACGCAGUCCGGUGAAGGAGGCGGCGAAGCGCGCUCCCCGCGGCCACGAGCGAGGGGUUCCCCAUUGGCUGCUGUCGCUGCAACUUGUUUUGUUUUUAUACCCCCUUUUUUUUCCCACGACCUCGCGUGGAACUGAAUUAACCGCGCGCUGCGAGCGAGCGACGCGCGGCAACAGCAGUCGCCGCGGCUUUCACGGGAAUGGACCGCCGGCAAUAAAACACUGCAGCAGCAAGCGGUUCAUCAUCACCGUCGUGCGCGCAGAGGAGCGCACGCGACAGAGGACGUGUCGGAAGAGGAGACAAGGGACGACGCGCCGCGCCCAGACGCGGUCGCGGGGCUCGCGGCUGUUGCCCGGCAGAGUUCCGAGCGGAGGAGCGCCCAGGGGACGCGACUGGGGCCGCGAUGGUUCACACCGUGACGGCCAUCUCUCUGGUCAGCCUCGUGACCCUGGGCUACCUCUCGUGGAACAUGGUGCGGCCCCUCGUGGGAGACUCCUUGAGUCUGCAGCACGGAGCCAACGCCACCGCCGAGCGAGAUGACAUCAACACCAUCACCGCCAUCCCCAACAGCACCUCGUACUCUACCUCAAACUCCUGCGCCACCAACACCACCUCCACCAACGCCUCCUCAACAUCCUGCACAUCGACCAACACAUCCUCCUCCUACUCCCCAUCCUCCGCGGGGGUCCCGGCUCGCAGUCGGGGACCCGCUCUUGCCAACCCAAGGAGCUCGACUCCGCGGCCGCACAUCGUGUUCAUCCUGGCGGAUGACCAGGGCUACCACGACGUGGGCUACCACGGCGCCGAGAUCCGCACGCGGGCGCUCGACCGCCUCUCGGCGCAGGGCGUGCGCCUGGAGAACUACUACGUGCAGCCCGUGUGCACGCCGACCCGCAGCCAGCUGCUCAGCGGCAGGUACCAGAUCCACACGGGGCUGCAGCACUCCAUCAUCCGGCCACGCCAGCCCAGCUGCCUGCCGCUGCACCUGCCCACGCUGCCAGAGCGGCUGCGCGAUGCGGGCUACGCCACGCACAUGGUGGGAAAGUGGCACCUGGGCUUCUGCCGGCCCGAGUGCCUGCCGACGCGCCGUGGCUUCGACUCCUUCCUGGGCUCGCUGGCAGGCAGCGGCGACCACUUCACGCACGAGGCAUGCGACGGGCCCGCGGCGUGCGGCCUGGACUUGCGCGUGGGCGAGCACGUGGCGCGUGCACACGGGGGCCGCUACUCGACCGAGAUGUACGCGGCGAGGGCUGUGCGCCUUGUGGAGGAGCACGACGCGGCGCAUGGGCCGCUCUUCCUCUAUGUGGCCUUCCAGGCCGUGCACACGCCCCUGCAGGCGCCGCCGCGCUACACGGAGCGCUACCGGCGGAUCGCGAACCAGGCACGGCGCCGCUACGCGGGGAUGCUCUCGUGCCUGGAUGAGGCAGUGCACAACAUCACGGAGGCGCUGCACCGCCGUGGCCUCUACAACAACUCGGUGCUCGUCUACUCGAGCGACAAUGGAGGACAGCCGCUCUCCGGGGGCAGCAACUGGCCACUGCGGGGACGAAAGGGCACGUAUUGGGAGGGCGGCGUGCGAGCCCUGGGCUUCGUGCACAGCCCUCUGCUGCGUCUCAAGGGGCGCGUGAGCCGCGCGCUCGUCCACGUCUCCGACUGGUUCCCCACGCUCCUCGCGCUCGCGGGGGCAGGCGCAGACACAACCACUGCCGACCCCGCCAGCCCCGCGCUGGAUGGGCACGACGUGUGGCGGGCCUUGAGCGAGGGGGCCCCGUCCCCCCGCACCGAGAUCCUGCAUAACAUCGACCCCCUGUACAACCGCGCCCGUGGGGGGUCGCGCGCCGCCGGACACGGCCUCUGGAACACGGGCGUGCAGGCGGCGCUGCGCCAGGGAGACUGGAAAAUUCUGACGGGCGACCCAGGCUACGGCGACUGGGUGCCGCCGCAGACGUGGCCGGCAUUCCGCGGGAGCUGGUGGGCCCUGGAGCGCGCCGCACCGGCGUGGAGCAGCGGCGGAGGAGGCGGCGUAGGUGGAGGCAGGGGGGGCGUCGCGGAGCCGCAGACGCUGUGGCUAUUCAACCUGUCGGCCGACCCCUUCGAGCGCUACGACGUUUCGGCGCGGCACCCGGACGUGGUGCGGCACCUGCUGGGCCGGCUGGCGGAGUACGCGCGCGGCGCCGUCCCCGUGCGCUUCCCUGCCGAUGACUCGCGCGCCCACCCGGCGCUGCAGGGCGGCGUUUGGGGGCCCUGGCUGCUGCCGCGUGACGGAGGAGCACGGAGACGUGGAGAGGGGCAGCCCGGUGGUGGCAGUGGUAGCGGUGUCUUCUCAGGAGCAGGAGCAGCAGCAGCAGGGGGUCGAUCGCUGGCAGCCACCGCCGCCUACUGCCGGCUGUGCAAGCUGCGCAGCUAUCUGCGCAAGUUGCGCGCCGGGCGGACUGCCGCACCGAGCGGAUCGUGAGCGACGCGGGCCGAGCGGGCUCAGCGGGCGUGCGGCGGCACACGGAGUUCCCGGCUGAGUGGCUCAAGGGAGCAGCGGCAUGGCCAUUGGCGCACACGUGCUCCAACAACAAAGCCCGUAAGCCGAGUUCUAAUCCCGACCU
This is a messenger RNA of Lethenteron reissneri (Far Eastern brook lamprey), 3033 nucleotides long. It is a transcript of the gene ARSI, whose product is annotated as arylsulfatase family member I. Lineage: Eukaryota; Metazoa; Chordata; Hyperoartia; Petromyzontiformes; Petromyzontidae. Gene Ontology annotation, molecular function: sulfuric ester hydrolase activity. The record is from RefSeq and is a predicted model, not a curated record.